Lucilia sericata (common green bottle fly) is the source of this 648-nucleotide messenger RNA. RefSeq lists its product as uncharacterized. The record is from RefSeq and is a predicted model, not a curated record. The coding region runs from base 105 to 467 and encodes 120 amino acids. Lineage: Eukaryota; Metazoa; Arthropoda; Insecta; Diptera; Calliphoridae. The transcript is spliced from 2 exons.
UGCUGAACGGGCUUGGGCUUAUGCGAUGCAGCUGAAGCAGGAAUCAAAUACCGAACCUCGUAAAAGGUUUCAUUUAGUCAGCAAAUUAAGAAAGGCAUGUUCUUAUGCUCUGCAAUUGCAGGAAUUGUGCAAUAAUUAUGCAAUCGAUGUUUGUGUUAUUUGCUUUCCUUGUCACUUCGGCAGCUUUCUGUAAUGGACAAUUCUUUUAUCAUCAACAUUUAGCCCCUGUCUCACAACCCUAUGCUCAUCCGUCUGUUGUAGCAAAUGCCCAUCGCGAAGCUCAAUUGCCACCAGAACUUUCGAAGAGUAGUCGCUUUUACAGUAAUCCCAACAUUGCAGCAGCAUUGGCCAAACAAUCCUGGUUCACAGAUAAAGAAAUGCCAGUUAUAGAUCGUGAAGCUGAGAAGAUACCCCGUGAUAUGGUAUACAAGUUAUUUAAAAAUGCAGGUUAUAUCAAACGUAGAUGAAAUUGAGAAAAUAAUUAAUUUUCUUUUCUUAUCUAAAUGUGUAAUAAAUAAAUUAAUGUAAUUAAUCGUUUAAAAGUAAAUUUAUUUUAAAGUAUAAAUGUUAAGUUAUUUACAUAAAUAUACAUAUACCUAUGUACUAUUUUUAAGUAUAAUAAAAUGUUAAUGAAAUUUUUUAUGAAAA